Molecule: messenger RNA, 6144 nt
Organism: Harmonia axyridis
Lineage: Eukaryota; Metazoa; Arthropoda; Insecta; Coleoptera; Coccinellidae
Gene: Mi-2
Product: chromodomain-helicase-DNA-binding protein Mi-2 homolog
Exons: 12
Coding region: 161-5905 (1914 amino acids)
Biological process (GO): negative regulation of transcription by RNA polymerase II; chromatin remodeling
Cellular component (GO): nucleus; chromatin
Molecular function (GO): DNA binding; histone binding; ATP binding
Source: RefSeq, a predicted model, not a curated record
CUGUGGCACGCGUCAUACAAUACAAAUGGCGGAUGUUGUAUGUGUAUAGCGCCAAGUACUUCGAAAAAAAAUUGAUAUAAAUCUAAACAAUAAAACUAAUCCAAAUAUUCCCUUACGGGAAAUUAAAAGAAGAACAUUGUGAGUACUGAUAGAAAUCACAAUGGCAUCUGACGAAGAGAUGGAAGAAUCUUUUGCCGCAGAAGAAGAUGCUGGUGAUGAAGGUUCAGGCAAUCAAGUUGAAAAUGAGCCAGAAUCUGAAGAUGGAGCACCUAAAGAAGUGGAAGAAGAUGAUGACUAUGAACCAGAUGACAGUCGUAAACGUAAAAAAGGAAAGAAACGAAAAGCAAGAAGUGAUGAUAAGAAGGGUAAAAAAAAGAAGAAAAAGAAGAAAAAUGAUAGUGGUGAUGAGAGUGAUUUUGGUGCAGAAGAAGAGAACGGUGGUGAUUCAGAUUAUGGAUCGAGUAGGAAGAGCAGAAAGUCUAGGGGAUCCACUAAGCAUUCUGCACCUCCAACACCUGUUCAAGAGAGUAAUGCUGCAGCAGGAGGAAUGCCUACCAUUGAUGAAGUUUGUUCAACUUUCGGACUAACUGAUGUUAAUUUAGAAUAUUCUGAAACUGAUUUCCAGAAUUUUACUACAUAUAAGCUUUUUCAACAACAUGUUAGACCUUUACUUGCUAAGGAAAAUCCAAAAGUUCCUAUGUCAAAACUCAUGAUGUUAGUUGCGGCAAAAUGGAGAGAAUUUUCGAAUAUCAAUCCACAUUUACAGCAAGAACAGGCUUCUGCAAGUACUUCAGAACCUGAGUACACCAAAACUACAAGACCAAGAACCUCAACCGUUAAGAUGGACGAAUAUGAUGACGAGGACGAAGAAGACGAUGACGAGGAUAGUAAAAAGAGAAAAAGAAGCUCUAGGGGAAGGAAGACUGGAAAGAAGGCUUCCAAAGUUCCCACCCUGAAGAUAAAGCUUGGUAAAAGGAAGAGAGGAAGUUCUGAUGAAGAAGGAGAUGGCAGUAAUGCAGGAUCUGAUAGAGAUUCCGACGCAGAAUUCGAGCAGAUGCUUCAAGAUAACAAUGAUAAAGAGGAUAAAAAGGUACAAGAACAAUCAAAAGAAGAAGAAGGCAGUGAAGCUCAAGAAGAUGCACCGCCACAGCCUAAGAAAAAGGCAAAAACCAAAUUUGGUAGCAAAAGUAAAAGGAGGAGGCGAACCGCCAAGAAGGAAGAAGAACCUUACGAACAUCAAGAUUACUGCGAGGUUUGUCAGCAGGGUGGCGAAAUAAUUCUUUGCGACACCUGCCCUAGAGCUUAUCAUUUGGUUUGUCUCGAACCCGAACUCGAAGAGGCUCCCGAGGGCAAAUGGAGUUGUCCCCAUUGCGAGAACGAAGGUCCUGCCGAUCAGGACGACGACGAGCAUCAGGAAUUCUGCAGAAUCUGCAAAGACGGCGGUGAACUUCUUUGUUGCGAUUCUUGUCCCUCCGCUUAUCACACCCAUUGUCUCAAUCCGCCUCUGACCGAAGUCCCCGACGGUGACUGGAAGUGUCCCAGGUGCGGAUGUCCGCCAUUGAAGGGAAAGGUGGCGAAAUUGCUAACUUGGAGAUGGGUGGAAGAAAAGCCCAAAGAGGGAGACGAAAAGGGCAGGGUGACUAGACGACGAGAAUUCUUCGUCAAGUGGCACGAGAGAUCGUAUUGGCACUGCGAUUGGAUAACCGAGAUCCAGCUGGACGUGUAUCAUCCUCUCAUGUUCAGGAUGUACACCAGAAAAUACGACAUGGAAGAACCUCCAAAACUGGAGGAACCGAUCGACGACAACGAUCUCCGCGCCAAGAGAUUCCUCUCGAUGGGAGGCUCCAAAGACGAGGACUUGGAGGAGAGGUUCUACCGGUACGGUGUGAAACCGGAAUGGCUGGUGGUCCAUCGGGUUAUCAACCACAGGACGAUGAGAGACGGACGCACCCUCUAUCUCGUGAAAUGGAGGGAGUUACCCUAUGAUCAAGCUACGUGGGAGGAGGAAUCCGACGAGAUCCCCGGAUUGAAGUUGGCCAUCGAGUAUUACAUGGACCUACGAGCUGCGUAUACCGGUGCGAAGAAGAAGAAAGGUAGAAAGGGAAAAACACGCGAACUUAUGGACGACGAGGAAAAGACUGUCAGACGCUACACCCCUCCACCGGAAAAGCCAACUACGGAUCUCAAGAAGAAGUACGACAAACAGCCUCCCUAUCUGGACGAAAUCGGCAUGCAGCUCCAUCCGUACCAAUUGGAAGGUCUGAAUUGGUUGAGGUAUUCUUGGGGCCAGGGCAUAGACACCAUAUUGGCCGACGAGAUGGGUCUGGGAAAGACCAUCCAGACCAUCACCUUCCUGUAUUCCUUGUACAAGGAGGGACACUGCAAGGGUCCCUUCCUGGUCUCGGUACCGCUCUCCACCAUCAUCAAUUGGGAGAGAGAAUUCGAACUGUGGGCCCCGGAUUUCUACGUGAUAACCUACGUGGGCGACAAGGACUGCAGGGCGGUCAUCCGCGAGAACGAGUUGAGUUUCGAGGAGGGGGCCUGCAAAGGAGGCCGUCCUUCCAAAAUACGAGCUUCCUCCGUCAAGUUCAACGUGCUGUUGACCAGUUACGAGCUGGUUUCUAUCGACGCGGCCUGCCUGGGGUCCAUAGAGUGGGCGGUGCUUGUGGUAGACGAAGCCCACAGACUGAAAAGCAACCAAUCGAAAUUCUUCAGACUGUUGAACGGAUACAACAUCGCCUACAAACUCCUACUGACCGGUACUCCCCUCCAAAACAACCUAGAAGAACUGUUCCACCUGUUGAACUUCUUGAACAGCCAGAAAUUCAACGAACUGGCCACCUUCCAAAACGAAUUCGCCGACAUCUCGAAAGAGGAUCAGGUGAAGAAGUUGCACGAGAUGUUGGGACCGCAUAUGUUGCGUCGUUUGAAGGCCGACGUGCUGAAAAAUAUGCCUUCCAAGUCCGAAUUCAUCGUGCGUGUAGAACUGUCCCCGAUGCAGAAGAAAUACUACAAAUACAUCCUGACCAGAAACUUCGAAGCUUUGAAUCCGAAGGGCGGCGGACAAUCGGUAUCUUUGCUCAAUAUUAUGAUGGAUCUCAAGAAAUGUUGUAAUCAUCCGUACUUGUUCCCGGCAGCUUCCGAAGAGGCCCCUGUUGGACCCCACGGAAACUACGAAGUCACGAGUUUGACCAAAGCUUCCGGAAAGCUGGUUCUACUUUCCAAAAUGUUGAAAAUCCUCCGGGAUCAAGGACAUCGAGUACUUAUUUUCUCGCAGAUGACGAAGAUGUUGGAUAUUCUUGAAGAUUACCUAGAAGGCGAAGGCUAUAAAUACGAAAGGAUCGAUGGAGCUAUCACCGGAUCGGCGAGGCAAGAAGCUAUAGAUAGGUUCAACGCCCCCGGAGCACCUCAGUUUGUUUUCUUGCUCUCGACAAGAGCGGGAGGUUUGGGAAUCAAUCUUGCAACAGCGGACACUGUAAUUAUUUACGAUUCCGAUUGGAACCCUCACAACGAUAUACAAGCCUUCUCCAGAGCCCAUCGUAUAGGCCAGGCGAACAAAGUUAUGAUUUAUAGAUUCGUAACGAGAAAUAGUGUCGAAGAAAGAGUUACACAGGUAGCUAAGAGAAAAAUGAUGUUGACCCAUCUGGUUGUGAGACCCGGAAUGGGAGGAAAAGGCUCAAAUUUCACAAAACAAGAGUUAGAUGACAUCCUGAGGUUCGGAACUGAAGAACUAUUCAAAGAAGACGAAGGAAAAGAGGAUGAAGCAAUUCAUUACGACGAUAAAGCUGUAAUGGAGUUAUUAGACAGAUCGAAGCAAGGUAUCGAACAGAAAGAAAAUUGGGCCAACGAAUAUCUUAGCUCUUUCAAAGUAGCUAGUUAUGUCACUAAAGAAGGAGAUAACGAAGAAGAAGUUGACACUGAAAUCAUAAAACAAGAAGCCGAAAACACCGAUCCUGCUUACUGGAUAAAGCUUUUACGACACCACUACGAGCAACAACAAGAAGAUAUCGCCAGGACACUUGGUAAAGGAAAGAGAGUUAGGAAGCAAGUAAAUUACAACGACGGUGGUAUGACAACCGACACUCGUGAAGACAGCACUUGGCAAGAAAAUCUGUCCGACUAUAAUUCAGAUUUCUCUGCAGGAUCAGACGAAGAUAAGGAAGACGAUGACUUCGAUGAGAAGAAUGAUGGUACGGAUCUCAGCCGUAGAAGUCGCAGAAGAAUGGAAAGGAAGGAAGAAAAAGAUAGGCCACUGCCGCCAUUGCUGGCUAGAGUUGGAGGAAAUAUUGAAGUGCUUGGUUUCAACGCUAGACAGAGAAAAGCAUUCUUGAAUGCUAUAAUGAGGUACGGCAUGCCUCCUCAAGAUGCGUUCAAUUCCCAAUGGUUAGUGAGGGAUCUCAGAGGAAAGUCUGAGAAAAAUUUCAGAGCUUACGUUUCCUUAUUCAUGCGACAUCUAUGUGAGCCCGGCGCAGACAACGCUGAAACAUUUGCCGAUGGUGUUCCACGAGAAGGUCUGAGUAGACAACAUGUUUUGACAAGAAUCGGCGUAAUGUCUUUGAUCAGAAAGAAAGUGCAGGAAUUUGAGCACAUAAACGGAGAGUAUAGUAUGCCUGAAGUGAUCAAGAAAUCUAUUUUAGAUCAGAACAAGAAAGAAGCACAAGAUGACACAAAGAGCACUACAACUAGUACAAGUGCCACACCGGCAACUAGUGCUGCUCCUAGUCCAGCACCAACUCAAGUCGAGAAUGUUGAAAAAGAAAAGGAGAAAGAAGAGGGCGAUAAAGAUAAAGAAGUGAAAGUUGAAAAAGACGAUGAUAAAGAAAAGGAUAAAGACAAUGAGAAAGAAAAAGUGGAUGAAGUUAAGUCGACUACAGAACAAGAAGGAGAAAAACUUGAAAUUCCUCAAGAGAAAAUGGAAAUUGACGACGAUGACAAAGUGAAGAAAGAAUCAGAGGAAAACAAAGAAGAAGUAGAUAAAGAAAAAGAAGUUAAACAAGAUGAAGAAAAGUCUGUUAAAAGCGAAAGUGAAUCGGAGAAAAAACCAGAAGUUAAAAGUGAAAAAGAAGAAGUUAUUACUAUCGACGAAGAAAAGAAAGAUAAGAGGGCCGAAGACGCAGAGGAAGCAAAGAAACGUUUCAUGUUCAAUAUAGCAGAUGGUGGAUUCACAGAAUUGCACACUCUGUGGCUGAACGAAGAGAAGGCUGCCACUCCUGGAAGGGAGUACGAAAUUUGGCAUCGUCGGCACGACUACUGGCUACUGGCCGGUAUAGUUACCCAUGGUUAUGGAAGGUGGCAAGAUAUACAAGCUGAUAUAAGAUUUUCGAUCAUCAACGAGCCUUUCAAAAUGGACGUUGGCAAGGGUAAUUUUCUGGAAAUAAAGAACAAGUUUCUUGCAAGAAGGUUCAAGCUUCUUGAACAAGCACUCGUUAUCGAAGAGCAAUUGCGAAGAGCUGCAUAUUUGAACCUUGCGCAAGAUCCAAAUCAUCCAGCCAUGUCUCUCAAUGCAAGAUUUGCAGAGGUUGAAUGUUUGGCAGAAUCUCAUCAACAUUUAAGCAAAGAAUCGUUGGCCGGCAAUAAACCAGCUAACGCCGUACUGCAUAAGGUGCUCAAUCAGUUGGAGGAGCUUUUGUCAGACAUGAAGUCUGAUGUUUCAAGACUGCCAGCUACGCUUGCACGGAUACCUCCGGUUGCUCAGAGAUUACAGAUGUCGGAACGCAGCAUUUUGUCUAGGCUUGCUGCUACUGCUUCAUCUAAUACUCAGCCAGCAGCUCAAGUGAUGAGCCAAUAUCCAGCAGGCUUUAGCGCUACGAACCUUCCGGGCUUUGCAGCAGCUGCUGCCAACUUUGCCAAUUUCAGGCCACAGUAUUCGGUACCUGGUCAACCACCUACAGGAUUUCCCUCUUAAAUGAUGCAUCAGUGAUGUCGUGGACUGGACCUCAUUUUUUUCCGAAGACACAUAAUUCCAUGUUUAUAUUUUUGAAAGUAGAAUUUCAUAGUGUUAUGUAAGGAUCUUAUUUAUUUAGAAUGUAAAGUGUCUUGUGGUGAAAUUUUCUUGGCGUAACGCUGAGUUCGAUUGACUCUUUUGAUGUAGAUAAAAGUUUUAAUUUCUAAAAUCCCUUUAUUUAAAUACAGGCUUUAAAUUUC